CGUCAAAUACCAUCUUCCAUCCAGUCUCGCUUUCUUGUUGUGCAAAUUAAAAAAAAAACCUCUAGGGCUAGGGUCUGGUAAUUGUCUUUUUACAAGAUGUUGGAGGUGGUGUUGAACGACCGUUUGGGAAAGAAAGUGAGAGUGAAGUGCAACGACGACGACACCAUCGGUGACCUCAAGAAGCUCGUGGCGGCACAGACCGGUACCCGGGCCGAGAAGAUCCGGAUCCAGAAGUGGUACACCAUUUACAAAGACCAUAUUACCCUCAGGGAUUACGAGAUUCAUGAUGGCAUGGGCCUCGAGCUCUACUACAACUAAAACAAACAUGUACUGCCGAUGAGUAUGGCAAGGCAUUGUUGAAGAUGAAGCUGCCCCCUACUUUGCUAGUAAUUUCCUACUCUUUGCAAUAAGCAUGAUGCUCUGUGAUUGAUGCACAUAUGCUCUUAUGAAAUAUGUAAAGGUUGCGAUGACUAGACCUGGUCAUGGCAUGUUAACUUGCAGUGUGUUCUGUUUGUGGUACAUCAAGCUCAAUUAUCUGUGAAGUGUUUGUUUUAUAA
Molecule: messenger RNA, 557 nt
Organism: Populus nigra (black poplar)
Lineage: Eukaryota; Viridiplantae; Streptophyta; Magnoliopsida; Malpighiales; Salicaceae
Product: ubiquitin-like protein 5
Exons: 2
Coding region: 97-318 (73 amino acids)
Biological process (GO): protein modification process; mRNA splicing, via spliceosome
Cellular component (GO): cytoplasm; nucleus
Molecular function (GO): protein binding; protein tag activity
Source: RefSeq, a predicted model, not a curated record